This is a messenger RNA of Lineus longissimus, 3778 nucleotides long. Its product is annotated as endothelin-converting enzyme 1-like. Gene Ontology annotation, cellular component: plasma membrane. Gene Ontology annotation, biological process: protein processing. The record is from RefSeq and is a predicted model, not a curated record. Gene Ontology annotation, molecular function: metalloendopeptidase activity. The transcript is spliced from 18 exons. NCBI's taxonomy places the organism in Eukaryota, Metazoa, Nemertea, Pilidiophora, Heteronemertea, Lineidae. The coding region runs from base 887 to 3040 and encodes 717 amino acids.
GAUCAACGUAGGUAUCAAAUCUGCGUGGGUCAAUCAAAUUUCAAAAGAUUUGAAAUUUCGAUGCUUCCUUCUGCCGUUAGCGUGUUAGACUCCUAAGGAGGCAAUUAUCGAAUUUGGCCCGAAUGCAAUAAUAAAAAUAGAUCUGGACACUUUUUCCAGGAGGACAUUUUGCACCGUUACACCGGCCAUUCGUAGAAAAUUUGUACGCCAGGUAUAGUAGAGACUGUUAUCAGAUGGGAAGUCGAGCAGUGUGAUUCUGCCGAGAUAGCCGAUCGGGAGUACUCGAGCAUUGAUGCAAGUCUGCCUGAAAACUCUAUUGGCUCACUUUAAGUAUUGGCAAGACGGGCGUGAAUAGAAUAAACGAGAUCAUGAAACUACGAUGUUCGUCUGAACAAAGCCUUUGAAAUAAUAUCUUCCAGCCUGCCCUUAUAAAUCAAAGGUUUACAUCAAUGGAUAUUUAUAUAAGACUUCGGUGCGCUCUUUGGAUGUUUUCUCAGUUUUCAUCUCACUUUAGUAAACACGAUAUGUUAUCGAACGUGGCAUUAUUAAUGCAUUUCUAGCGUUGUGGUGAUCGACAUUUUUAGACUCGAGCGAAUUGUUAUUGAUUUGUUUGGACAUCUCGCGCCAGGGAGACAUUUCCAGCAGCAGACGAUCAGAUUCAUAUAAAAGGCGGAAUCCAGAACAUGCGACACGACGGCUGCUGGUGCAUGGCCUGCUGCGUUCCUGCAUUCAUAUGACAGUGGAGUUUCAAUUCGUAAGGAAUACGGGCGCAUAUGCACAAUCUUGUUCGAAUAUUACAUGACAACUGUAUAAGAUGGAUACCUAGACACAAUUCGACUGAUGGACGAAACAGACUUUCUCGAAAUUUUAGCUUAACUUAACUGCCAUGCACAUAUCAGGUCGUGUGGUCAUAGUUAUCCUCAGCAUUGUCAUCGUCUGCCUCGUGGUCUGUUGCCUAAUUCUUGCCGCGUUCUUCGCAAACACCGCGGUCCUGAUCAAACAGGAGGUCUUGGCGUCAAAGUGUCAUACAGCACAGUGUCUUAAGGAUGCUGGGCGAAUAUUAGGGAAUUUAAACCUGACUAUCAACCCCUGUGACGACUUCUACGCAUUUGCGUGCUCAGGAUGGGUAAAGGAGAACAAAAGUGGCGACAACCAACGAAACCGUGUUUCAAAACCAUAUUUGGAUGUACUAGAAAGGGCAAGGCGGAUUUUAGAGCGACCGGCGUCGGAUGAUUUUUUGAGAUUGAAUUCCACGGAGCGAAAGAUGAAGGAUUAUUAUAGGUCGUGUGUCGAUGACAGGGAAACGGAGGUGGAGAAAAUGGGGAGUUUGAAGAAGAUGCUGUGGUUGUUGGGAGGAUGGGGAAACAAGCCGGGAGAAGUGGAUUUUUCCAACUGGUUACCGACGCGAUUUGAAGUGAACACAGCCUUGGCCACUUCACGUUUCGUCCUCGGCACGCCAGCCUUCUUCUACGUUUAUGUCGAUGUCGAUGCUGGCAACAACGAUAUUCCAUUCAUAAAACUUGAAGAAAUCUCCGUCCAUGACUGUCAGAUGUACAACAAGAGAUACAGAACAUACCUGAGGAACAUUGCCAAUCACUUCGGUCCAAAGAGAACGGUGGAGGAAUUUGUGGAUGGAAUAUUCUCAAUCUAUAUGAGAUUAUGCCAGCUUGAUUAUGAUAAACUUGAUAGUACCAACCGAAUGCGUGAGAUGACGAUGGCCGAAGUACAGCAACAUCUGGACGCAAGAGAGGUACACUGGGAACAUUAUUUCAACUUUCGCUACAGAUUCGAUGAGAAGACCAAGUUUGUGUUCGUUCAUGGCAACAUGACAUUGAGAUAUUUGAAGGUGGUCGACGUCAUUGCAACAGAGAUGUCUCACAGCGCAAUCCGAGAUUUCCUAGCCCUGAGAUUCAUGGAACAGAAUAUCUUUGCGAUGCCAAAGUUGAUCCAAGAUGAAUACAAUGAUCUUAAUAGGGACUUCAACCAAGCAACAAAAUGUGAUAUCAGGAACACCUGUCCAGAGAGAGAUUGGAAACAUUGUAUUAUCUAUCACCUUGAUGACGUCAUGGGUCUAGCUCUAAUGGCUGCCUUGGACGAUGACCUUGAACAUCCUGUGAUUGGGAAUAUGAAGGUUAAACGGAUUGCAGACGCUGUCAAGCAAGCUGUGUUACGACGUGUCGACAAUCUAGAUUGGGUGCCUCGACCUGUCAAGAAGAUCAUACAGGAACAGAUUGUUACAGAUGUAGCUUUAUUAGGUGGGCCAAAAUGGAUAAAAAACAAGAGCAAGUUAGAUUUAUUCUACGAGAAGCUCACGGUAUCGAAUACCUCGUUCCUCGAGAAUUACCUGCGUGGAGAGGGAUUUAAGGACAUGGUUGAAGCCAAGAUGUUAGAAAUGAAGGACCAGGCUGCUGAAUUCAACCUAAACUUUAGGUACAGGCGGGCAUUGAUGACCAAACCUCAUGAUCUUGAGAAUGGCAACAUAGGUAUUGUACUUGGGUUUAUAGAAGAGCCGUUCUUUCAUCAGAAGUCAGAAGGGUUUGUAAACUACGCGGGUGUAGGGAACAUCAUUGGCCAUCAUUACGGUCAUGGCUUUGAUGGACGAGCUCUCUCGAAGCUGGUCUCCAUGAAUAUCAUUCCGGGAUUCAAGAACAGAAUCGAUUGUGCUACGCAGUACAUGAAGAGUUUAGCAUACAGAGGGGAGGAUCUGAGUAAUAUUACCUUCCAAGGGUACGACAUGCUGGUCCGACGGCUAGUGGCAGAUAUUACGGGGAUAAAGUUUUCAUUUGAGGCAUAUACAGACGCCGCUAGAAAUGGUGAGAUUGGUGACCGCAUGUUGCCAGGACUGUCAUAUUCUUCAGAACAGCUUUUCUUUAUCCAACUCACACAGGGAUGGUGCAUGAAAGGAAAUCCAUCGUCGGACUUGGUCACCCCGGGCUUCAGAAUUACAUCAGCCCUCUCACAAUCGGAAUACCUGGCCAAUGUGUUCAACUGUCCAAAAGGUUCGGCCAUGAAUCCACGAAGGCAAUGUGAUGUCUGGUGAUGGAUAACAUUUGUCUGGUGACAGGUAACAUCAGGCAUUCGCUGUUCGAAGAUCUAGCAAGCAUCAGUGUUCAGCUAACCGAAAGGUUCGGCCAUGAUUCAGCGAAGGCAGUAAUGUGACGUUUGGUGAAGACACCAACAACGCCAAUGACUGCACAGUCUGCCAAACAAAUCAGUUUAGGUUUCAGGACAGCUAGUGUACUUUAUGCCGAAACCAAUCAUUGAUUUCUUGAGAAUGGGCAAGGAGCAUUGAGUAUUUUAAAAGAAGAAGGUGAAGCCGAGAAAAACGCUAACUACAGUAGUAUUGCGCAGAUGCUAGUCUAUCCAGAUAUGAUAUUUCGGGCUGGCGUACCGUGUAUAGGUGAUUCGAUGUUUCGACGUUUGUAUUUAUUGUCAGUCUUGGAAAAUAGGUGAUAUUUGACAUGUCUGAUGCCGCAGGUGCUUCCUCUUCUUGUACUUGGACGCGUUCAUCAUAUUGCCCAUUGUGCCCAAAGUCUUUGACCAGGAGGGGGGAGUCAGUCGAAAUCUAUUCAUGGGUCUCACUGUGGUGUAGACAUCAGGAACAAGGAACAAUGGACUGAUAUCAUCACAUUUGUACGAACAUUGUGCACACCUUGACCAAAACGACCUUCCAUGGGCACUGAUCUGGGCUUCCACGAUGUCUAUGCAAAUUGUUUGAUGUAAAUGUUAGUUGUGUUCAUUUGGUUAAUUAAAGACUCUGACAAGAAAGAAACCGAAG